AUGGUUCGAGACCUGAAAAACUUGUACAAUACAGUCAACGAAUCGCUCGUAGCACUAAAGAACCUAGGAAUGGAGGUGGACGCAUGGGGUCCGAUUCUGACCCGAAUAAUAACAAGAAAAUGGGACAAAAGCACAAAUCACUUAAAUGAGUUGUCGCUUGACAAUCCGCAUAAACGGCAGGAGUUUGCUGAAAUUAUGAAGUUUAUGGACAAAAGAAUAAAAAGUUUAGAAAUCACUAGUGUCCAGGACAAUCAAAGAAUGACCGGGCAACAAAAUUACACAAAGAUUAAAGGGACACCAGGUCAUGACAAAAAGCCAUUUAACAAGACAAAGACUUGUGCAAUGUGCAACGGUAUAAAUCAUGCAAUUAUGAACUGUACAAUGUUUAAGAUGCUUGAUCUAAAUGCAAGAAUAAGAAUAGUAGAUGAACGAAGAAUAUGCCACUGUUGUCUAAGCCACGACUCAAGAAUACCGUGCCAAAGUACGAAAAAUUGUGAGAUCUGCAAUAAGAAACAUCACACUCUAUUACAUAGGUGGGGUGUCCAUUCGGAAACCACAAAGAAAGAAUCAAAUGUAGAUCAGAAAACAAGAAACAAAAGGAAUGUCAGGACCUAUAACAGCCAAGCGAGUAAAAGCGGACAGAUCUCAGCACUUCUGCCAACUGCAAUCAUACAGAUAAAGUCGUCAUCGGGCGAGCCACAACUGUUUAGAGCAUUGUGCGACCAAGGUUCAGAAGUAUCAUUCUGUACGGAGGAGGUAGCACAGAUCCUAGGUUAUCCGAAACACAAAAUAAGUGCCAAGAUUAGUGGCAUUGGCAACAGCAAGGCAAGGGAAGCGAGCAGUAUGAUUAUCGCGUCAAUAUCCCGAAGACGCCCAAAUGGAUACGAAAUGCAAGUUCCACUAAUCAUCCUACCGAAGCUGACAUCGGCGUUACCAAACAAAAACAUAAACGAAUUCGAAAUAAAAGAAAUAAGAGAAGAUUUGACAGAUCCAACUUAUAAUAGAAGAGGGAAGAUUGAUAUACUUUUAGGAGCAAGCGAGUAUGGGCAAAUGCUAUUACCAGGAUUAAAGAAGCUGGAAAAUGGGGCAAUCGCUCAAAAUACUCAGCUGGGAUGGAUUGUUUCAGGAAACAUUAAUAACAAUAUAGGUAAACCUAUCAGGCUUGUAAGCAUGGUAAGCAGACGAGAGGAAGAGAAUAGACUGCCAAAGUUUUGGGAAAUGGAAGAAGUGAAUUUGGUAGCAAAUAAUUUGAACGAAGACGAUAUACUCUGCGAAGAGUUCUAUACUAAAACUACGCGAAGAAAUAAGGACGGGUCAUACACAGUUCGAAUACCCUUUAAAAAAUUUACUUCAGGGACAGAAAUACAGCUGGGAGAGUCAAGAAAUAGAGCAGCAGCACGAUUAUUACAGCUAGAAAAAAGGUUCAAGAAAGAUGAAAAUCUACAUAGACAAUACGAUAACUUCAUGGAAGAAUAUUUAAAAUUGGAUCACAUGGAAAAGGUGCCCUGGGAGAAAAGUAGUUUGGGAAAGUAUUAUAUACCCCAUCAACCGGUAGUCAAAGAAGAUAGUCUGACGACCAAAUUAAGAGUUGUGUUCGACGCCUCAAGUAAAACAUCAUCUCAACAAAGUCUAAAUGAUAUGAUGUAUAAAGGACCAAGACUACAAGAAGAUCUACCGUCGAUAUUGCUACGGUGGCGAAAACAUAGGAUAUGUUUUAUGGCCGAUGUAGAAAAAAUGUAUAGGUGUAUAAAAAUUUCUGAUUGCGAUCAGGUUUAUCAACGGAUACUGUGGAGAUUUACGAAUGGCAGAAACACAAGUAAUAAGACAAGUAUCGAAGAAUAUCAAUUAACAACAGUCACAUACGGGACGUCAGCUGCACCAUACCUGGCAGUACGAACCCUACAACAAUUAGCAAAAGACGAAAGGAAAAAGUAUCCGGAAGCAAGCAGAGUAACCAUGGAGGAUUUCUAUGUAGAUGAUUGCUUGUCAGGAGAAGAUGAUGUUACAUCAGCAAAGAAGCUGCAAGAUCAGUUGAUUCGAAUGUUAAAGUCAGGCCAAUUUAAACUGCGGAAGUGGUCGUCAAACGCUGAGCCAUUAAUUACGGAGUUACCUCACGAAAAUCAGGAUAUGGAGCUACUGCAAUUACCACACGACGAAACAAGAAAGUCGCUCGGUGUACUAUGGGCACCAUGUUAUGAUCAUUUCACAUUCAAAAUAUCUGUAAAAGAAAAUGGUACCCCGACAAAGAGGUUUAUCCUAUCAGAAGUAUCCAAAAUAUUUGAUCCACUAGGCUGGCUGGGGCCAAUCAUCCUGAAGAUGAAGCUGUUAAUUCAACAAUUAUGGAUCAAGAAUAUUGGAUGGGACAGUCCGCUUGAUGAAUGCUACACAAACCAGUGGAUAGAGUUCCAAAAACAAAUAAAAAGUGUAGAAAACAUAAACGUACCACGAUGGAUGGGGUGCAUGAAGAAAACGAAAGUUGAACUACACGGAUUUUGCGAUGCGUCCGAGAAGGCAUAUGGGGCGGUAGUGUAUAGCAGAGUCAAAACCAUCAACGGUUACAUUGUAACAUUGCUACAAGCGAAAUCUAAGGUGGCUCCGAUAAAGCAAAAAAUAACAUUGCCAAGGUUGGAGCUCAACGCAGCCCUACUAUUAGCAAGACUUCUAAAGAAAAUAAGAGACACGCUGAGGUGCGAUCAAAUUGAUUUAAAUAUGUGGUCUGACUCAAUGAUUACACUGGGGUGGAUAAAGGGAAAUCCCGGUAAAUGGAAUAAAUUCGUUGGCAUACGCGUAUCAGAAAUACGCAAUUUGACAGUGCCAGAGAAGUGGAAUUACGUAAAAUCAUCAGAAAACCCAGCAGAUAUAAUUUCAAGAGGAAGUGAACCAAACGCGUUGCAGGAAAAUAAACUUUGGUGGGAAGGGCCGCUCUGGCUGAAAAAACAAAAUAUACCAAUGAAAAGGGUUAUCAUUGACACACACGAAGAGGAAAUACGGUCGUAUCACGCGAGUACCGAAGAAGAAAGUAACUUAUGGGAUAGGUUCUCGGAACUACAACGUAUGUUAAGAGUAUUAACUUACUUUCGGCGAGUGUUUAGCAAAAAUAAAUCGAAUAAAACAUUAAAAGUGGUGGAAAUACAGGAAACAUUACACAAAUUGUUAAAGAUUAUUCAGCGAAGAGAAUUCGAGACGGAAUAUAACGCGCUAUUAAAAGGAGGAACAGUGAGUAAAAAAGGUAGAAUAGCCGCUUUGGAUCCAUUCAUUGAUGAAGAAGGACUGAUACGAGUUGGAGGAAGAUUAAGUAAUUCAACGUUAACAUACAAUCAGAAACAUCCCAUAAUACUACCAUAUAAACAUCAUGUAACAGAUCUAUUAAUAAGAGAUGCGCACAAGGAAACACUACAUGGCGGGAAUCAGGCAACACUUUGCUAUAUAAGGAAUAAGUACUGGAUACUCGGGAUCAAACGAAGAAUCAAAACAGUAUUGAACAAAUGUGUAAAAUGCAUUCGCUAUAAGGGUGUAAAUACGCACCAAAAAAUGGGCCAAAUACCAACCGCACGAGUGACACCAUCACACCCAUUUAGUUCUUCAGGAGUGGACUAUGCAGGACCGAUUCAAGUGCGCACAACGAAGGGGCGAGGCCACAAAUCUUACAAAGGUUAUAUUGCGUUGUUCGUUUGUUUAGCAACAAAGGCAAUACACUUGGAAUUAGUAAGCGAUAUGACAACAUCAUCAUUCCUCGCGGCCUUCAGACGAUUUACAGCGAGAAGAGGACAUUGUUAUCACAUGUACAGUGAUAAUGGAACAUACUUUGUAAAAGCGGCAAGAACACUACAACACGAAGUACUUGAAAUAACACAGAAACCACACCUUCAGGAUAUAAUAACGAACAUCGGUACGCAAUGGCAUUUCAUACCAACGCAUUCACCUCAUUUUGGCGGUUUAUGGGAACGGGGAGUAAGAUCAAUGAAACAUCAUCUGAAAAGGACUAUUGGAGAAGCGACACUGACGUUCGAAGAACUCACCACACUCCUAUGUCAAAUAGAAUCAUGUCUGAAUUCAAGACCUCUAUGCAAAAUGGAUGAGAGUAUCGAGAGCAUGCAAGCUUUAACGCCGAGUCACUUCCUUAUUGGAAGAGAAGCAGUUGGUAUCCCGGACCCUAUAGAACAGUGUAUCAUUAGAGAACCUACGUUAAGAUGGAAAAUGAUACAAAAAAUAAAAAAGGAGUUUUGGAAAAGCUGGACAAGUGACUACUUAAAUCAGUUACAACAAAAAUACAAGUGGCGAAGUCAAGGACCGAACGUGAAACCAGGAGACAUAGUAUUAAUAAAAGAUGAAAGUAUAAGCCCGAGCAAGUGGCCAUUAGCAAAAGUAGUAGAAAGCCACCCCGGGAGUGAUAAAUUAACAAGAGUAAUCACUGUGCAAAGAUCAAAUGGCACAAAAAGCAAGCGGAGUAUACACAGCAUAGUUCCACUCGAAAUAAAUGAAAAUACCGACGCAGCAGGUUCCAAGGAAAGGGAACAAGCACAAUGCAACGCAACUUAUAAUAAGCGCAAAGAUAGAACAUACAAUAAAACAAACAACCCGCUUAAGUGGCUAAUGCUGGCAAGUACAAUAAUGUGCUUACUUACAAGUGUGUCCGGAAAUUAUACAUUGAAAAAAUUAGACGAAGGAUAUUACAUAGAAGAACUAGGGGACGUGCGUGUAGACCGAGGAGUAUUUCGAAUCGAUAUGACAUAUGCGAAGGAAGACUUAAACCACGAUUGGCAACACGUAGUCAACAUAAUGAAGGAAUUUGAAGACUUUUGUAAUGAAACUAAAAAAAAGACUACAUCAGAAACACAAUGUUUCAAACUAUUAUAUAUCAACACUUAG
Messenger RNA from Papilio machaon (common yellow swallowtail), 4869 nucleotides. RefSeq lists its product as uncharacterized. Gene Ontology annotation, molecular function: nucleic acid binding; aspartic-type endopeptidase activity. The coding region runs from base 1 to 4869 and encodes 1622 amino acids. NCBI's taxonomy places the organism in Eukaryota, Metazoa, Arthropoda, Insecta, Lepidoptera, Papilionidae. Gene Ontology annotation, biological process: proteolysis; DNA integration. The transcript is spliced from 2 exons. The record is from RefSeq and is a predicted model, not a curated record.